GCGCUGCCCGGGGACCAGCCUGCGCGGCCCGGCGGCUGGCGCGGCGGCCUAGCCAUGUCGGCCGAGGACGUGGUGCAGAUCCGCCUGGACGACCGCUGCUACCCGGUGAGCAAGAGCAAGCUAAUCGAGCACAGCGACUACUUCCGCGCGCUCUACCGCUCCGGCAUGCGCGAGGCCGCGCGGCCCGAGGCGGGCCCCGAGGUGCAGCAGCUGCGCGGCCUGAGCGCGCCCGGCCUGCGCCUGGUGCUGGACUUCAUCAACGCGGCCGAGGGCUGGGGCCUGGGCGAGGCCGAGCUGACCGAGGCCAGCGUGCUGGGCGAGCUGGUGGAGGCCGCGUCCUUCCUGCAGGUCACCGCGCUGCUGCGCCGGCUGCUGUCGCACGUGCGCCUCGGCAACUGCCUGGAGCUGUACCGCCUGGCGCAGGUGUACGGGCUGCCCGAGCUGCGGGACGCCUGCCUGCGCUGCAUGGCGCGGCGCUUCCACCAGGUGCUCAGCCAGCCGCACUUCCCGCCGCCGCUGGCGCCGCCGCUGAGGGAGGCCCGCCUGCGCGGGGCCCCGGUCCUGGUGGCCCUGGGGGACUUCCUCGGGGGGCCCCUGGCCCCGCACCCCUAUCAGGGGGAGCCCCCGUCCAUGCUGAGGUACGAGGAGAGCACGGAGCGCUGGUUCCCGCUGGCCAGCAACCUGCCCCCCGACCUGGUGAACGUCCGGGGCUACGGCUCCGCCAUCCUGGACAACUACCUGUUCAUCGUGGGCGGCUACAGGAUCACCAGCCAGGAGAUCGCCGCCGCGCACUCCUACAACCCCACCGCCAACGAGUGGCUGCAGGUGGCCUCCAUGAACCAGAAGCGCUCCAACUUCAAGCUGGUGGCUGUGAGCGCGAAGCUGUACGCCAUCGGCGGCCAGGCCGUGUCCAACGUGGAGUGCUACAGCCCCGAGCAGGACGCCUGGAACUUCGUGGCUCCGCUGCCCAGUCCCCUGGCCGAGUUCUCGGCCUGCGAGUGCAAGGGGAAGAUCUACGUCAUCGGCGGCUACACCACCCGGGACCGCAACAUGGACGUCCUGCAGUACUGCCCCUCCGCCGACCUCUGGACGCGCGUUGAGACCUGCCACGUGCACUUCCGCAAGCAGCAGAUGCUGUCGGUGGAGGACACCAUCUUCCUGGUGGGCGGCUGCCUGCACGAGCCGGGGCCCAGCCGCAGGGGCGGCCCGGACACACUCACCGUGCGCUCCUACAACACGGCCACGCGCCGCUGGCUCUGCCUCAAGGAGAACACGUCCAAGUCGGGGCUGAACCUGACGUGUGCGCUGCACAAUGACGGCCUGUACAUCAUGAGCAGGGACGUGACCCUGUCCACCAGCCUGGAGCACCGCGUGUUCCUCAAGUACAACAUCUUCGAGGGCAGCUGGGAGGCCUUCCGGCGCUUCCCCGCCUUCGGGCACAACUUGUUGCUCUCCUCCCUCUACCUGCCCAACCCGGCAGAGACCUGAGCAGCAGGCAGAGACAGCCCGGGUCAACGUGAAGGAGGCCAGACCCUUGCCACAGACUCCGGGAGGGACCUGGCAGAGGUCACGUGUGUGGGCUCAGCUGUAAGGAAGCCUCCUCGAACUAAGGACUUGAAAACUCGGGCAAAGAGACCAGCACUCUUCCUCCUACCCUGUCCUUCACGUCGUGGGAACAAAGGUCAUGACAAGCCCCUCAGGCCUCAGCCGCCUUGAGAAGGUAGCCAGGGCCACCGGGGCAGGGCGCUGGCGGCGCUGACAGGCAGCAGUGAUGGCUUUGUUUUUCUGGCUGCGAGUGGAGUCCAGGCCUCGUGCUAGGCCAGUAAAACAGGCUGUUUCUUCAGGUCACCUGAGAUGGCAUCAGUAGAGAUUUUCCUUUUCGUGAUCUUGACAAGCCUUAGGGUCCACCUUCUCACCCCUGCAGCCACGCUCGUCACCCGUCUCUCUGGUCAGGCACUUUAUGAUAUGUUUGUGUUCACAGACCCUUACAGUGUGUCCAGCCUCUGACAUUUAGAAAUUACAUUACCAUCUGUAAGGUUUGGGCACGGCUGAGUUACCUUAAAAGCAGCCCAACUCUUAAUGUUUUAAGCAAGCUCUGUAGGUUGUGCUGGCUGCACUCAUCGCUCCCCGGGGCCGCGGCUACAGUGCCUUACCUGCUCGGGGACAGAGCCAGACAGAGCCCCAGCAGCAGCCGGGCCACCAAAACACGAGGACUGCGCCUUCUCAGCCGCUUCUCCCAUCCUCUCGCACUUGGGGGUGCUGUGUGGGUGGACCCGGGACCCCAUGGCGUAGGCAGCAGGUGCAGGGCGACACGGGCUGCUGAAGCUGCCCCGUGAGGUCUUUGUCUUUUGACCAUUGCUGUAAACAUUUUGCAAAUUGAGUCUUAAGUGGGGGAAGCACCAAAUUUAGGAAAUGCCUUUAUGAGUUGCUUUUCCUGAACGUGUUUGGCUUGGUUCUUGUCUCAUGAUUUACAAAACAGAACAAACAACUUGUGCACGUUUAGACGAGGAUAGGCGUGCAGCGUGCUGUGCCUUUCUGUGGGAAGGGUGGCUGCAGCUCCUGUGUGCUAGGAGGCUGGGAAAGCUCUUUCCAGCCGUGGAAUGACCUGUGCUGCCAUUGCUGAGGUGAGGUGAGGCGCUGGCCUCACGGCUCUCACGCCAGCAGCGGCGAACAGCUCGAGAGAUUUCACCAAGUCAGUUCACAGUGACUAGAAACAGCCGCCAGGCAGGGCUCGGGGCUCCUUGAAAAGCUCGAGGGCCCACUCCGUGUGCGAGAGCCGUAAUGGCCGGCACCUACUGCGGCAGCAACCCUGCCCCCUCAGGAGUUCAGUGAAGAGCGUUUGCCACAGCAGCUGCAGUGUGGGGCAGCCGGCUAGGAGAGCCAACCGCGUGGCAGAGCCUCUCAGUCACAGCCCCCUGUAUUUAAGGAGGUCACAGCAGAAGGAAGACACAGGCAGUCCGUUCCCAGCACAGCUGCGCGCCUGGUCGCGGGAGAGGAGUCCCGUCAGGCCCCUGUUAAGCCAGGCCUCUGAGACAGCGGUAGAGCCUAGUUACAGAGCUCUGUUUGCGCAGCUGUUGACAGGUUCGUUAGCCGUUAUUGGAGACAUGCUGGCAGUUCCUGGUGUCUUGUCACCAAAUCUACCGGUAGCCGUCCAGCUAGAAACCUGCUUAUAACACUCUGGAAGCUUGGGCCACGUCUGUUUCACUCCUUUUUUUUUUUUUUUUUUUUUUUAGACAGGGUACUGCCUUACAAUCCAGGAUAACCCUAAACCCGGGAUUCUCACUCAGCAUCCUAAGUGCUGGGAUUGGAGGCCUCCCGCCACCGUGCCUGCCUUUAUUUAUUAUUUUUAAAAUUGUUUUCCUGGAUUCUUUUCAAAAAAACAAAAACUCUGAGCUGAAAUCUUCACCAAAAAAUGGUACUUAUAGAUUUAAUUUAUAUUCACUGUAGAAAUGAAUUUUGGGAGCCUGUAAUUUCAUUACUGCACUUUCAAAUCUAAAUUGUUUGUUGCUGUGGGUCUUCAUUUCCUGCAGCGUAGUUCGGAGUAUUCAGAGGAGACUGGCGGCUGAAUUGGCAGUGCAUGAAGAUGGGCAGUUAUCUUGUGAAAAGCCACAUCUUGAAAGUACAGUACUGUCAACCAGUCCGUUAGUCCUCCUGAUGGCCACCUUUGGCCUAUUUCCUAAUGCCAGCGACUUGGUUCUGGACCAAAUGAAGCUGUAGCAUGGUCACCCACAGAGCAUUUGUCCACCCCAGCCCCACCCCUUCCCAGCCCUCCCCGGCCCUCCCCACCCUCCCCAGCCCUCCCAGGCCCUCCCCACCCUCCCCAGCCCUCCCCAGCACUCCCCACCCAGGUUCGACCUGCUGCCUUGUUCAGUGCUGGGUUUGAGGCAUGGCCGCCUGGACUCCAGCAGAACUGUGCCCAUCUGGCUGCCAGCUGGGUUUGAUGACGUCUGCCUGUGCCCUUCACCCGCGUGGGCAUUUAGUUCUGCUGGUGACUCCGGCUGAGAUGAAGGACCCCAAGCCUCCUCCAGGCAGCUCCCUGUGUGCGGCUGCCUUUGUGGUCUCUUCCCCUCCCCUGCCGCCUCGCCGUCCCAGGCGCUGCUGCGGGGUUCCGAGCCCCACUGUGUGGCGGAAGUGCCGGCAGGGGCUGCCUGCGGGAUUCGUGGACUUCGGGCGUGGGCGGCGAGUGGGCAGCGUGCGGUGUGGGCUGGAGGCCUGCUUCCUGGCUCCGGCACCCCUCCCUCAGGACGCUGUGCCCCGCGGCCUGGGAGGGUUCCGGGAUCGCCAGAGAACCUGGACGUCUGGGCCCGGCAGGAACCUCCGAAGGCCUGAGUCAGCGGAAACCAAAGAGACUGUGCCCGAGCCUUCUGUUCCUUGUCCCUAAAGCCUCGAACCCAAGCAGUUCGAAAUGCCUUAGAUCCCCACCCACUCCGGGUGGGGAAGCGGUCUCCUGAGGGAGGACAGGAGCUCGUUACCGUUCGGUAAAAGCUGUGUGAGCGCCAGGCUGUGCUCUGCAGUCUCCAGGCCAAAGGGGGAAGAGGGUCCUGCUGUCCUCGUCCCCGUCCCGGGAGCGGAGCGGGCCCGCCGAGUGGGGAGGCUGGGGUGGCGCCGCCCCUCUGUGCCAGGUUUGCCCUGCCAGCCCGCCAGAGGGAAGGGAGUGCGGCCCCCGCCCCGUCCCACGGACAGGCUGGCGUGAAGGGCGGCGUCAUCACCGCAUGACGAAGCAGUGAGCCGCAGCCGCUCCGCUCCGCUCCGCGGUGACAGACACUGUCAGGGCCGCGCCGGCCCCCUGGCCGAGCCGCUUCCCUGGGACGCAGUCUCGUCUCGCCGGGGCGCUGGCAGCGUGGCCGCUGCAGCCAGGCUCCCGGCUCGGUCUGCUGGCCUCCUGCACCGUGGCGCUCUCUGCCCGCUGCUUCAUGUGGGCGUGCCCCGGGCCAGUUUGCCCUCGCGUCUGAGGGUUGAGUUUUUCACUUUCUUACAGGUUUACUGUUUCUAUAAGCCUUGCACUUCUCAGUGUGGGAAACACACACGAUGUGCAGUUAGCACUGAGCACCGGAGCCAGGCUGGGGCUAGUGAAGAAGGGCGGCAGCGGGAAGGGCUCGGAGGAGCCAGCUCAGCGCUGGCACACUUAGGCCCCUGCUUUAGGGCAUUCCCGAGAACUCAGCUGUGCCCUCGGACACCUUGUCCGCUGACCCUGCUGAGUUUGCCUUGAGGGUGAUUAUUGAGCCGUUUAGUGCACACGUUUGCCCUUCACUUUCUUCGGUUGGUUUGGGAACACAGCAGGAGACACACGGUGACCGCUGGCUGCCUGUGUGGCAUGGCCACGUCUACCCGUUCCUGCAGGAAGCAGUGAGGUGUGAACAGGGACGCUGUGAAGGGCAGGGGCUUCCGAGGUGAGGCGUGAACAGGGAGGGACGCUGUGAAGGGCCGGGCUUCCUCCGGGCUGGCUGGCGCUCUCACCGCUUGUCAGUGGUGACAUGAAGGGAAAUGUGUGUCACCUCAGGGUAGGUGUGCCACUGUCCUGCCGCGUUGCUUACCUAGCUCUGUUCUUAUAGAGAAGGAUGAUCUUCAAGGUGUGUUCUUUGUCUGAAGAUUGUACUGAGUCUGUAGUUUGGAGUGUGGCAGAAACACACAUGUCACAUAGCGUGUCACAUUGUCACACACCAGUGUUUAAGCGCCUCACACCUGUAAGCCUUGGCGCUGCGUCGUUUUGUUUCUUUGGACUGUGAACUGUCUUCAAAUAAAGUAGUUCUCAGCCGGUU
Messenger RNA from Meriones unguiculatus (Mongolian gerbil), 5759 nucleotides. RefSeq names its product kelch like family member 42 (gene Klhl42). Gene Ontology annotation, molecular function: protein binding. The coding region runs from base 55 to 1488 and encodes 477 amino acids. The transcript has 3 exons. NCBI's taxonomy places the organism in Eukaryota, Metazoa, Chordata, Mammalia, Rodentia, Muridae. The record is from RefSeq and is a predicted model, not a curated record.